Messenger RNA from Didymella exigua CBS 183.55, 1686 nucleotides. RefSeq lists its product as uncharacterized. The record is from RefSeq and is a predicted model, not a curated record. Gene Ontology annotation, molecular function: DNA binding. Bases 106 to 1647 code for a protein of 513 amino acids. NCBI's taxonomy places the organism in Eukaryota, Fungi, Ascomycota, Dothideomycetes, Pleosporales, Didymellaceae. The transcript has 2 exons.
AGACGCGCGUUCUGUGCUAUCGUGGAUUUGCGACCAUAAAAGUCCUGCCAUGGCGCUUUCCACUCAGACCGGAUAUCUUCGAACCGAUUCCUAGCAAGUGACAAUAUGCGACUAUUGAUUCAAUCAAAUAACCGCUGGAGCUUUGAACUCACUUCGACCAAGCACCAUACACUCGACUGUUCAAUACCACAUCGAGAAUCUAUACAGAAUACACUCGCUUCGCCCAUUUCUGAAACGGGGUCAACCACUCGCUCAUCUAACAGCAAGGGCUCUAUAAUUUCUUCAGUUGCAGUACCGAACGCCAGUGAGCAGAAGAUUGAGACUGACUGUCAUUUUGCUCUUUCACGUCGUGAAAGCAUACGAAAGCGUCUCAGCCGGCUGUUCGUACAUUUUAGACGAGCACCAUCAGCACCUUCGCAGGAAAUAUUCGAGUAUCGAUAUAGGGUAGACGCCUCAGAAUUGCCUGCUGGGGGAACUCCCAUCACAGGCUCAGCCCCAUUAGAAGAGAUGCCGGCUUCGUUUCCCCAGUCCUCACUUAUCGACGGAGAGACGUUUGAGCUGGAACAACCGCAACCAUACACUUCGACAGGUCAGUUCUGCGCGAUGAUCGAGCCCUACAACGAGUGUCUGCUCAGCUCUCGUCAGGGCUGCGGCAAGCAAGAGUUCGCUGGCGAUCUUACUAUGUACCAAGCUCCUCUCCAAGUCGCGACCCCCAAAAGUCUUCCGCGCCUCGCAGUACCUGGAUCGAUGCAAAACGUACCCGCCAUGACAUAUGAUCAAUCUCCACACUCUGCAUCUACGAUAUCUCCAAAUACACCACUGGGUCGCUUCGGCAAUAGGACCCAGCCACACUGGAUUUUGCAGUCUGGUCCGCCACUAGUCUCCCCUUGCGAUACAGCAAGUACGUUACCGUGGUAUCACCCUCAGCCUCAGCAUUACCAGAUGCAGCGUAGCUUUGAGUCGCCUUUGACUCCCAGUUCUACCAAUUCCUCCAAUUCUGCAACUCUGUCUGCUCAACCGCAGUCAGCCUCUGCAACAUUCGGUGCAUGGCCGCAGCCUGGACCCGAGUAUCUGCGAACAGCUUUUCCACAGCGAUACCAGCCAAUCAAUCACGAAUCGAACACGCAUUCCGCACCGAGCUACCAACCAUGUACUUGGGCGACGAACGCUCAAUGCUGCCACCAUGAUUUGCAUACAGGUCACCAAACUCAGGCUCUGUCAUCAGAAAGAAACACGCAUUUAUCACCGCAAUAUGUUCCACCGCCUCGCGAGAUCCAAGGCAGGAAGCAAUCGCCAGCAUACAACGAGUCGCAAUUCCUACCAGCCAUUCACAUGCACGACACAACCGCCAGUUUUUGUCACACGAUCGAAGGAGUGCCGCCACCUGCCUACAGUCCACUAGCUGCGAGCCCUGCUCAGUAUUCAUCAGCUAUCUGCGAGCACUGCAACAAGAUUUUCACAGGCAAAUAUGGGAAAGGUAACUUGACGAGGCACAUGCGGCAGAUCCAUGAGUCACUCAUGGGCGGAGCGAUACAUCCGUGCAGGUUUUGUAUGAAGGCGUACAACCGUGCCGAUGCGUUGAGGAAACACAGUUGGAAGAAGCAUCGAGAUGAAGACUCAAGGCCGAACAAGCGGCGAAGGUCAUAAAGAGGUAGUUAUGUUUCGCAUCUGUUUCCGUUUCGCGUG